AUGGAGGGAGAGAAUGAGGAAAAGGGCCAGAGCAUCGAAAGUGGGAUAACUUUUACUCAGGCCGAAACAGUGACUCAGAGUUGUGGCAAGGACAGCGAUGAGUCACAAAGCCUCCAGGAACCAGAUGAGGAAGACCAGACUGACGGAGGACACUAUGAUGGAGAUGGAGAGCCAAGCCAGGGUGCAGACGAUCAGUGCAGCGGUGCAGAAGUGUUACCAGACAGCACCCUGGUAGCCACAGACACCCAGGACGAUACUGGGUGCCUCCCAUCGUCCUCCCUGCAGACAGAAGAAGAGUUGUCCCCCAUUUCUGUGUUAUCUCAUCCCUCUAACACACAGAAUCACCCACCUGAACCCUGCUGGUACUGCUUGAGGUCUCUUGACUCGGAGUAUCGCCCUGAAACUACAAAACAGCAGGACGACUCUGAUUCGUCACCGCUGCCCUCUAGUGGUCAAAAAGUGAGCUACCAAACAGACCCUCGGCCACACUUUGGUGUAGCUUGGUCGUCCCACUCGCCGUGUCACCCACUGUGGGGAAGCGAGGGGCCCUGCAGGGGACAGAGAAAUCAGGAAGUGCACUAUCAGACACACACCUGUCCACACUGCCAUCUGGACUUGCCCCCUGACACACUACGCUGGCAUGAGGCAAAGUGUCUGCUGUUUGAAGAUCUGAGGAAGUCAAACAAAUAG
Pundamilia nyererei is the source of this 690-nucleotide messenger RNA. RefSeq lists its product as uncharacterized. The coding region runs from base 1 to 690 and encodes 229 amino acids. The transcript has 6 exons. NCBI's taxonomy places the organism in Eukaryota, Metazoa, Chordata, Actinopteri, Cichliformes, Cichlidae. The record is from RefSeq and is a predicted model, not a curated record.